This is a messenger RNA of Bufo gargarizans (Asiatic toad), 2219 nucleotides long. RefSeq names its product serine rich and transmembrane domain containing 2 (gene SERTM2). The coding region runs from base 656 to 937 and encodes 93 amino acids. The transcript has 2 exons. NCBI's taxonomy places the organism in Eukaryota, Metazoa, Chordata, Amphibia, Anura, Bufonidae. Gene Ontology annotation, cellular component: intracellular membrane-bounded organelle. The record is from RefSeq and is a predicted model, not a curated record.
CCUAGUCCAGGAGGCAGGAGUCUGGGCUACACACAUCUCCAAUCUCUUGGAAGGAAAUACUUGGAUCAUAUCAAGUCAUAUACAAAGAGACCUGCAAGGCUUGGGAGGUGGCUCCUACAAUAAGAGGGAGUGCUGGUAUUAUUUCAUAUAGGAAGGAUUCAUGUCCGGUUAUCCUGGAGCAAAAGUUAUUUUCCAUCAUGGGGUUGGCGAUCAUGACUCUACUGGGAAUCUACAAGGAUGUAAAGAAGGAGCUCUUGGUGAACACAUCAUAUCCUUAAAGAACAUCUGUAAAGCAACUCAUGAAAUAAGACUGUGCAUCAUCAAGAUCAACUCUCCAAUGACCAAAGAAACAUCUUUUGAAUUGUGGCCUGUUAGCUCCAAAAAAAAGUGCAAUUUACUAAAUGAUCAAUAAUUUCCAUAUAUUGGCAUAAUGACAAAGUGGAUUACCGGGGCUGGCUUUUUUUGGAAUACAGAUAUUUUGAAGCUGAAAAAAAUCAUGAACUUAUUCUGCAUCUCAGGAACAUGGAAACAGAAAUAUGAGUAAUAUGGACAUCUUUACUAAACACAGCAGACACAAUUAAUUUGACGUCUCCAUUAUUUUGUACUGGAAUACUACCGCAGUACCACUUGUAUUGACACAAUAGUAUCUCAAGCUAUGACUGAAGUCUAUUUAAAAUUCCGUGGAAACCGAACUAUCUACGUCCAGCAGUUCCCAACAGUGGCCACAGAAGCAACUGCUACCACCACGGAUAAAUACUCCAACCUGUACAUGUAUGUGGGAUUGUUCCUUGGCCUGCUCGCCGUGCUCCUGGUCUUGCUGUUCACAAUGCUCUUACGUCUCAAACACGUAAUCUCUCCCAUUACCACUAACACGGAAAGCACGGACACGCCACAAUUCACUGAUGUGGAAAUGCAAGGGAGGUCGCAAAGUGCCUAAUGGACUUACAGUAAUACAGACAGUCAUGCAUUUGGGCGCUGUUGAUCCUACGACUGCUGCACCGCCCUGCAGGGGCUUAGCAAAUGCCUCUGUGUUGGACAGAAAUAUCAUAUUCUGCUCAGCUACUGAACAUUUCUUUUAUAGAAUUAAGAUUUUAGGAUGACAGCAUAUACUGUGGACAUUCCUGUCGUUUUUAUGUAGUAUAGAUGUUGAUACAGCACAAAUAUCCCUUAUUGCAAAGGACCAAGUUUUUGUUAGUUGCCCAUCUGCUUUGGCCAAUGUCUAGGUGGUCAGUAAUGAAAGUCAACUUCUAAUCACGUGACCGAGUUUCUUAAUAUAGAAAUGUAUUCAUUCAAAUAUUUUAUUUUUUACUGCCUUAAAGUAAAAAUGAUUUGCUAAUAUCAAAUUAGGAUGAAUGCACCUACCUGUUUGGCAAUACACAUGAUGGAUCUCUAUGGGUAUGAGUAUGAUAUUGAGCACUUGCUAACAUCUCUGGAACAUAGUACUCUGAAGGUAGUAGACUUGUCUCUUAGGGCACUUAUCACCAAGUGUCACAUAAGGAUAUGUCCGCUAAUUUGUUAUUUUUCUAAACGACUGCUUUUAUGUGUACAUUACGUCAUCAGUGAGUCACGAUGAGCAAGGAACUUCAGGUCAUUCUUUCUUAACUGUGUUAUGCCAUUAUUACAUGAGUAUGUAUAGGACUAUAAACACGUGCAUCUAUAUCAGUUAAGAGAAUAUUUGAUUAUUUGCACCUUUAAAGUCUAGUGGGGGAAAGGAGGCAGAGUGUUUUUUUUUUUUUCAGAGAACCACUAAACCUGAAAAACCACCCUUUCCAAAAAUCUAUUCAUGCCCUUCCUCCUCCUCUUCACUGUCCUAUGAUAAGCUGUAAGACAAGUGGCUGGAGCAGGACCCUCCCUGCUGUGUUCUUAAAGUUUGUUAAGUGGCAGAAACGUAGCCAAUUUUCUAACGUGCUCACCUUGCAUUAGUUCCAAUGUCAAAUGCAUUAAGCUUGAAUAGAUGGACGGCGCUCCUCUCUUGUCACUUAUGCACUGCCACCAUAUCAAUGCAAAGAUUUUCUGUGACAAUCAGACUGUCUUGGGAAGAAGUGGAACACACCAAAGUCCACUGUUGGGAGCUUAGCAUCCACAGCAAUAAGUGUGACACAUACAUAAUGCCUCUACAUAUAUUCAUGACAUUGUCUGUGGUCUUUUGAAGGGAAGCUAAGAAUAAUGGUUUUGUCAUAUCAUUUUAAAUGUGUAAAAUAAGUGACAUGUAAUGCAAC